Molecule: messenger RNA, 603 nt
Organism: Folsomia candida
Lineage: Eukaryota; Metazoa; Arthropoda; Collembola; Entomobryomorpha; Isotomidae
Exons: 4
Coding region: 126-434 (102 amino acids)
Source: RefSeq, a predicted model, not a curated record
UAUAUGUAUGUACAUGAAUGUGCCUCAUUUUGAAAUAAAGUUCAUCAUUUACGCGCUUUUGUCACCAUCUUUAAUAAUCGAAAUAAAUUGCGAAUAUAAAAUUAACCCGUAAUUUGCGAAUCAUUAUGGUUGCUCAUCAUGUUUUUCAGAACCAUAUUGUUUCAGAAGAUGGUUAUCCGCUUGCUCCAAAACUGGAAUUAAAUAUGGCAGAGCCCGACUACCGCUACGAAUUCCUGUAUGAGUUGGGCGUCGAAAGACGAGCAUUAAUCAACCAGAGAUUAAUUUUAAGCCGUGCACCACAAACACGAGAAGUGACUUCGUGGAUAAAGGAGAUCACGGACAAAAUUGGUCUAUUAGACCAAAGAAUCCGUCAAUUUCGCAGGGAGUUAGGUAUCACUGAGGAACGUGUGCCAAACCUGGACACACCCACCUAGCGGAAUUUGCUGAUUCCUUUUGUACUAAUUAUGGUGGUAGGCAUAUUUUCUACUAUGUUUAAUAAUAAGUAACAAUUGUAUAUACGAAUUUAUCUGCAUUGUCUAUAUUUAGCUUUCUGUAACCAAUAUCAAUUUUACGGUCUUGUCUCUACUAAAAAUAUAUUUAUCA